Messenger RNA from Lotus japonicus, 4031 nucleotides. RefSeq lists its product as uncharacterized. NCBI's taxonomy places the organism in Eukaryota, Viridiplantae, Streptophyta, Magnoliopsida, Fabales, Fabaceae. Bases 193 to 3546 code for a protein of 1117 amino acids. Gene Ontology annotation, molecular function: small GTPase binding; nuclear import signal receptor activity. Gene Ontology annotation, cellular component: nucleus; cytoplasm. The transcript is spliced from 20 exons. The record is from RefSeq and is a predicted model, not a curated record. Gene Ontology annotation, biological process: protein import into nucleus.
CACCGUAACUCAAAACAAAACCCUUUUCCCAAUUUCACAGCGCCAUUCUCAUUGCCCUCUCACUCUCUCUCUGACACCAAUACCAAAACCCACAACCGUAUAAAAACAACAGCGCUAUUAUCAACACAGACUACUGAUCUCAACACCUAUCCAUCCUCAUCAGAAAACCCUAGGAUUUGCAGACUCGCCGCCAUGGAUCCCGAGUCAACUCAGCUCCAGCAAGCGCAACUGGCGGCUGUUCUCGGCGCGGAUCCAUCGCAGUUUGAGAGCCUGAUCUCUCAACUCAUGACGGCCUCCAAUGAGGAGCGUUCUCAGGCCGAGGCGCUCUUCAAUCUCUGCAAACAAACCGAUCCUGAUACCUUAUCCUUGAAGCUCGGCCACCUCCUUAACUCCUCGCCGCUCCAGGAGGCCCGCGCCAUGUCCGCCAUCCUCCUCCGCAAGCAGCUCACCCGCGAUGACUCCUACCUCUGGCCGCGCCUCUCCCCGCAGACGCAAUCCACACUGAAAUCAAUCCUCCUCUCGUCAAUUCAAACAGAAAGCACCAAAUCCAUAUCGAAGAAGCUUUGUGAUACCAUCUCCGAACUCGCCUCCGGUAUUCUCCCUGAUAACGGAUGGCCGGAGCUUCUGCCGUUUAUGUUCCAGUGCGUUUCCUCCGAUUCGCCUAAGCUUCAGGAGUCCGCGUUUCUGAUAUUCGCGCAAUUGUCGCAGUACAUCGGUGAAUCGCUCACGCCGCACAUCAAGCACCUCCAUGAUAUCUUCCUGCAGUGCCUCACAUCCAAUGGUGUGAAUCCUGAUGUUCGAAUCGCGGCUCUCAACGCGGUUAUCAACUUCAUCCAGUGCCUCUCCGGGUCGGCCGAGCGUGACCGGUUCCAGGACUUGCUGCCUGCCAUGAUGCGGACGCUCACGGAGGCGCUGAAUUCCGGCCAGGAGGCUACUGCGCAGGAGGCGCUUGAGUUGCUCAUUGAGCUCGCGGGCACGGAGCCGAGGUUUCUCCGGAGGCAGAUUGUUGAUGUGGUGGGGGCUAUGCUUCAGAUUGCGGAGGCUGAGUCGUUGGAGGAAGGAACGAGGCAUCUGGCAAUUGAAUUUGUUAUUACUCUUGCUGAGGCUAGGGAGCGUGCCCCGGGUAUGAUGAGGAAGCUGCCACAGUUUAUUAGCAGGUUGUUUGCCAUUCUCAUGAAGAUGUUAUUGGAUGUUGAGGAUGAUCCUGCUUGGCAUAGCGCGGAAGUUGAAGACGAGGAUGCUGGUGAAACGAGCAAUUAUAGUGUUGGACAAGAGUGCUUGGAUAGGCUUGCUAUAUCAUUGGGUGGAAAUACCAUUGUUCCUGUUGCUUCUGAACAAUUGCCUGCUUAUUUAGCUGCUACUGAGUGGCAGAAUCGCCAUGCUGCACUAAUUGCGCUCGCCCAAAUAGCAGAGGGUUGCUCAAAGGUGAUGGUAAAAAAUUUGGAGCAAGUGGUGGCUAUGGUACUGAACUCAUUUCCAGAUCAACAUCCCCGUGUAAGAUGGGCAGCAAUCAAUGCAAUUGGGCAACUCUCCACUGAUUUGGGUCCAGAUUUGCAAGUUAAAUACCAUCAAGGGGUGUUGCCAGCACUAGCUUCUGCCAUGGAUGAUUUUCAAAACCCUCGUGUGCAGGCACAUGCUGCUUCUGCAGUGCUCAACUUCACUGAGAAUUGUACGCCUGAUAUUUUAACACCAUAUUUGGAUGGAAUUGUUAGUAAAUUGCUUGUACUCCUUCAGAAUGGUAAGCAAAUGGUGCAAGAGGGUGCUUUAACUGCUUUGGCAUCAGUUGCUGAUUCAUCUCAGGAACACUUCCAAAAAUACUAUGAUGCCGUCAUGCCAUAUCUUAAGGCUAUAUUGGUGAAUGCAACUGAUAAGUCUAACCGUAUGCUUCGUGCCAAAUCUAUGGAGUGCAUAAGUUUGGUUGGAAUGGCUGUUGGGAAGGAGAAGUUCCGGGCUGAUGCUAAACAGGUCAUGGAAGUUCUCAUGUCCCUGCAAGUAUCUCAAAUGGAGACCGAUGAUCCAACAACAAGUUACAUGCUACAGGCAUGGGCUAGACUCUGCAAGUGUCUAGGACAAGAUUUUCUUCCUUACAUGGAAUUUGUCAUGCCACCAUUGAUUCAAUCUGCUUCACUUAAGCCGGAUGUCACAAUUACAUCAGCAGACUCGGACAAUGAAAUUGAGGACUCUGAUGAUGAAAGUAUGGAGACUAUCACUCUCGGGGACAAAAGAAUUGGUAUCAAGACUAGUGUUCUAGAGGAAAAAGCUACAGCAUGCAACAUGUUGUGUUGCUAUGCUGAUGAGCUGAAGGAAGGAUUCUUUCCAUGGAUUGAUCAGGUUGCAGGAACUCUAGUUCCGCUCCUUAAAUUUUAUUUCCAUGAGGAGGUUAGAAAAGCAGCUGUUUCAGCAAUGCCGGAGCUAUUGCGAUCUGCGAAGUUAGCUAUAGAGAAAGGGCUAUCUCAGGGCCGGGAUGUGUCCUAUUUGAAGUUUUUGACUGACAGUAUCAUCCCAGCUCUGGUGGAAGCAUUGCAUAAGGAACCUGACACAGAGAUCUGCGGAAGUAUGUUGGAGUCAUUAAAUGAAUGCUUACAGAUCUCUGGAAUGCUUUUGGAUGAAAGCCAGGUCCGAUCCAUUGUUGAUGAGAUAAAACAGGUGAUCACAGCUAGUUCAAGUAGAAAAACAGAGAGAGCUGAGAGGGCCCAAGCUGAAGAUUUUGAUGCUGAAGAGGUGGAGCUGAUUAAGGAGGAAAAUGAACAAGAGGAAGAAGUUUUUGAUCAAGUGGGUGAGAUAUUGGGCACCUUGAUCAAAACCUUCAAAGCCUCCUUCUUGCCUUUCUUUGAUCAACUGUCAUCAUAUUUGACACCUAUGUGGGGAAGGGACAAGACUCCAGAAGAAAGAAGGAUUGCAAUUUGCAUUUUUGAUGAUGUUGCAGAGCAGUGUCGUGAAGCAGCUGUGAAGUAUUAUGACACAUAUCUCCCAUUCCUGUUGGAGGCUUGUAAUGAUGAGACUCCUGAUGUCAGACAGGCGGCUGUAUAUGGCCUUGGUGUUUGUGCAGAGUUUGGUGGUUCUGUGUUUAAACCUCUGGUUGGAGAGGCUCUUUCGAGGUUAAAUGCUGUGAUCCAACAUCCUAAUGCUCUUCAAUCAGAUAAUGUUAUGGCAUAUGACAAUGCAGUUUCUGCUCUGGGAAAAAUUUGCCAAUUUCAUCGUGACAGUAUUGAUUCAACCCAGGUGGUUCCCGCAUGGUUGAACUGUUUGCCGAUAAAAGGUGAUUUGAUUGAGGCCAAAGUUGUUCAUGAUCAACUUUGUUCAAUGGCUGAGAGGUCUGACAGGGAGUUGUUAGGCCCAAACAAUCAGUACCUUCCAAAGAUAGUUUCGGUAUUCGCUGAGGUUUUAUGUGCUGGUAAAGACCUUGCAACUGAACAAACAGCUGGCCGUAUGAUUAAUUUACUCAGACAGCUUCAGCAAACUUUGCCACCUGCUACUCUAGCUUCUACUUGGUCAUCCUUGCAACCGCAGCAACAGCUUGCAUUACAAUCCAUCCUUUCGUCAUAGUUUUCAUACAUUUGCUGCAUUACAGUUCAUCAUUUCUUCAUAAGCAUCUGGGUUGGCAAUUGGUGUUUCUCUUUGGAAACAAGCUUUUUCCAGUUUGGUGGUCUCUAUUUGUUAUCCAUUCUUUUCACCAUAAGAUGGUUUCCAUCAUUCAUUCUUGCAUGGUGUUUUAUAGCCACAUACAUGGCUUCAGUUUUGAGAAUGCAGAGUCAAUUGUGAUUGAGAAAGGGAUCUUUCUGUAGAAUGUGUAUAUUACAAGUGUUACUGGUGCAAUUGAGUCUUAAAGUGGAGGCUAGACAGUUGAGGGCAUGGGAGCUUCUCAUUCUGUUCCUUCUUUUAUUCUUCGCAUAUUGCGUGAGAAUAUAGGGUUGUCUGUUGGGCAAUUCGUGCAGUUUUGGCCUAAGUGUAUUUUUUUUUCUAAAUUAUCAGAUAAUAUGAAAUGUAUCAUAUGAAAUACUCAUGCUAUUUAUUCAUCAAGGUUGCAGACA